Messenger RNA from Cottoperca gobio, 3254 nucleotides. RefSeq names its product MAGUK p55 scaffold protein 2b (gene mpp2b). Gene Ontology annotation, molecular function: protein binding. The transcript is spliced from 13 exons. Bases 406 to 2049 code for a protein of 547 amino acids. The record is from RefSeq and is a predicted model, not a curated record. NCBI's taxonomy places the organism in Eukaryota, Metazoa, Chordata, Actinopteri, Perciformes, Bovichtidae.
AUCGACGGCAGCGGACAGGCUUCAACUUCACACCGGGGUACCACACCGUAAGACGCAUUCAUCACCACAACACCUUCCCCGGACACCUUCAGGGAAACAGCAUCAGUGCUAACAAGAGCAGCUAAUUGGCUUCUAAAUCAAUGAGGCUUUUUGUAAGAGCACGCGAGCCGUUGUAGGUAAGGUCUCGUGCAAGAUUGUGUGUGUGUGUGGGUUUGCCGUUGGCGGCUUCGGUGUUGAGAAAGUGACUGCAUAGAUUAAACAAGACCUGUCGUGCUUCAACAACUGGAGAAAUAUCAAAACGUCUUGCAGCAUCUUAAACCCGAAGACGCAUCCGGAUAAAAGGUGACCGGGGGCAGUUGACCUCACAAGUUCUGUGGAGGAUACUCGGAGGAACCAAUUCUUAAAAUGCCCGUGGCAACAUCCAGAUCUGACUCCGCCAUGCAUCAGGCUCUGGACACGCUGAGUGACAGCACCAGCUCCACGACUGCCAACGACCUGGACCUCAUCUUCCUCAAAGGCAUCAUGGAGAGCCCGGUGGCCCAUGAGCAGUUUGAGGAACCCAAGCUCGAGGCUGUGCGGGAGAACAACGUGGAGCUGGUCCAGGACAUCCUCAAGGACCUCAACCCGCUCACGAUCAGCAGCCAGGCAGCCGACGAGCUGGUCCGCAUCCUGAACGAACCUCACUUCCAGUCCCUCCUGGAGACGCAUGAUUCUGUGGCGUCCAAAAACUACGAGACUCCUCCCCCCAGCCCCUGUUCCUUCAUGGACGCGGCCCUCAACAACCAGCCCGUCCCCCCAGACGCAGUCAGGAUGGUGGGCAUCCGUAAGGUGUCUGGCGAGCACCUGGGAGUCACGUUUCGGGUGGAGAGCGGCGAGCUGGUGAUUGCCAGGAUCCUCCACGGCGGCAUGAUCGACCAGCAAGGUCUGCUCCACGUGGGUGACAUCAUCAAGGAGGUGAACGGCAAGGAGGUGGGAAACGACCCCAAAGUGCUCCAGGAGAUGCUGAAGGAGGCGAGCGGCAGCGUGGUGCUGAAGAUCCUGCCCAGCUACCAGGAGCCACACACGCCAAGACAGGCCUUUGUGAAGUGUCACUUUGACUACGACCCGUCCCAUGACAACCUGAUUCCCUGUAAGGAAGCAGGGCUCAGCUUCAUCAGUGGAGACGUUCUGCAGAUUUUCAACCAGGAGGACCUCAAUUGGUGGCAGGCCUGUCACAUAGAAGGAGGCAGCGCAGGUCUUAUUCCAAGCCAGCUGCUGGAGGAGAAAAGGAAAGCGUUUGUGAAGAGAGAUCUGGAGCUCGUUACCACAGGUCCUCUCUGUGCCGGGAUGGGUGGUAAGAAGAAGAAAAAGAUGAUGUAUUUGACGACCAAGAAUGCAGAAUUCGAUCGACACGAGCUGCGGAUAUAUGAAGAGGUUGCCAAGGUCCCGCCCUUCAGGAGGAAGACGCUGGUUCUGAUCGGAGCGCAGGGGGUCGGCCGGCGCAGUCUGAAAAACAAGCUGCUGGUGUCGGAUCCUCAUCGGUACGGCACCACCAUCCCCUUCACCUGCAGAAAACCGAAGGUGGAUGAGAGGGAUUGUCAGAUGUACUCCUUCAUGACCCGCAGCGAAAUGGAGUGCGACAUCAAAAGCGGUCGUUUCCUGGAGCACGGCGAGUACGACGGGAACCUGUAUGGCACUAAGAUCAACUCUAUACACGAGGUGAUAGAAACAGGAAAGAUCUGCAUCCUGGACGUCAAUCCACAGGCUCUUAAAGUCCUGCGGACGUCAGAGUUCCUGCCUUAUGUCGUCUUCAUUGAAGCUCCGGACUUUGAGGUUCUCAAAGCGAUGAAUAAGUCGGCGAUUGAGUCGGGAGUCGUCACAAAACAGUUAACGGACUCUGAAUUAAAGAGGACGGUGGACGAGAGCGAGCGCAUUAAGCGAGCCUAUGGACAUUACUUUGACCUGUGCAUCGUCAACGACGGCCUGGAAGCGGCGUUCAGAAGUCUACGCUCGGCACUGGAGAAGCUGUCGACGGAGCAGCAGUGGGUGCCCGUCAGCUGGGUCUUCUGACGGGCUGCAGGUCAAAGGUCAGAGGACGGGUUUGGUAGCUCCAGAGGGGCCGAGUGGCCAUGCAGUCAUUGGUGGAGGAGGUCAUGUUCAAACUUAGUGUUCCUCUGUUGAGCCUAAAGUCGAGUUGUUACUUUUAUUUGUCAGAUUCGGACUCAUUGCAUCGAUAUUUGUUGAGAAGGAUUUAGAGUUGAUCAUGAGGUUUAGUGCAAUAGAGUGAGUGUGUGUGAGUGUGUGUGAGUGUGUGUGUGUGUAUGUGUGUGUGUGUGUGUGUGUGUGUUAUCACAAACGUGGAAAUAGACUUAGAGUAAAGAAUAUGUUUUGCUAAUAACUCUAUCCAAGGUUGGUUUUUUCUUUUCGUUGAAGGAUAUUAAACUUUUGUAGCCUUUCUGUAGUGUAAUGUUUACAUUAUAGGACAGACUGUUGAAGGAAACAUACCAAAUGUCAUAUUUAUUUAUUUACCAUUUGAUCAUACAGUAUGAUUGUAUGUGUUCAGAAAUGUGCUUUACAUUGUGCGUCUCCACUCAUUUGAAGAACGAACAGCAAUAGAUUAUUUUAGACAAUAAAGAUAUGUGCAAUACAUCUACACACACACACACACACACACACACACACACACACACACACACACACACACACACACACACGUGUUGUGUUCUUGCAGUCUGGAUUUGUUUUGCUUCCUUUGUUCCGGUUUGUCGGACGGACGGACGGAUCACAGUGUCUUCACUUCCUGCUUGAUUCUGUUGGAGUUGUGUUUGUAGCACUGAGAACAACACAAAAUGAAGACACAACCUGAAGAAGUAGCCUAAAGUAUGCACUGAUUGUAUAACGAAGGCGAACACAUUACGUAACAUUACAGGUCGGACACGUUGUUUGUUAUUUUUUCGAUGUAGAUACAGUAAAAUAUUUAUCAGUGGCUUCAUAUUCAUACUUACUUUUUGCCUUAACGUGGUUCACAAGCCAAGGAAACGCUGACUGUACAUGUUCCUUCUUAGAAAAUAGAGAAAUAAAACUGGCAACUCCUUUGAAUAUCAUUUUAUUUCCCCUCAGAACUUGUAAGUACUGUAUUGUAAUAAAGAGUAUAUAGUAUAACAUAGAGACACACUCGGUGCUUUCAUGAUUCUGCUGGUGUGUAGAUGCAGUUGGACUACACUGUAGUUUUGAUGUUCAUAUAAAAAAUGUAUUAAAAUUGGAAAUGUUGAGAA